GACCCCGAUACUGGAACAGCAGACCUCUAUCCGUGAUGACUGUGAGCUGCUAGUCAGGGCCUCGCCAUGGACCCGUACAAAGCGACUUUCCUCCUGCAGCUCUUCAUCCUCACUGCCCGAGGCCGUGCACUGGACGGCUAUGCCAAGACGGAGGGCGCGUGGAUCCUGUCGCUGCAGAAGAGGGAGUACAUGCUGAGCGACGCGGCUCAGUGCGCCCUCAAAUGCAACGCCGAGACAGCCUUCACCUGCAAGUCCUUCAUGUACAUAGAGAAGGACCAGGAGUGCUGGACGUCGCCGCACAACUCGAAAACAGAGUCCGUUCUACGCAGGGCGAGUAUCACCCUGUAUGAAAACAAAGGAUUCUUGCAAGAAUGUGUGAAUGGGCUAGGGUUAGACUACAGAGGAACAAAGUCCAAAACGAAAUCCGGAAAGACAUGCCAGAGGUGGGAGGCAAAAUUCCCACACAGGCCCAACAUCACUCCCCAGACCCACCCCAGGGACGACCUGGAUUCUAACUUCUGCAGAAACCCAGAUGCAGACAGCAACGGGCCCUGGUGUUAUACCACGGACCCUGACACGCGCUGGGAGUCCUGCAGUAUACCAGACUGCAGCGAGGAGUGUAUCUACUGCAGUGGGGAGGAUUACAGAGGCAAAGUCUCCAUCACAGAGGAUGGCUACACCUGCCAGCGCUGGGACUCCCAGAAACCACACCACCACGGCUACAUCCCCAGCGUUCUUCCAGAUAAGUUUCUGGAGGAGAACUACUGUAGGAACCCUGAUGGAGAACCCAGACCCUGGUGUUUAACGACCAGCAGCUCCAAACGGUGGUCCUUCUGCUCGAUACCCCGCUGCUCAUCGGAGCCACCCACCAUUGUGCCGGAGCUGACCUGUGCCACAGGUGACGGCACCGCCUACAGGGGAACAGUUUCUGCGACAGUCUCUGGUAAAACAUGCCAGCGCUGGUCGUCCCAGGUUCCACACAAACACAGCCGUACUCCUGAAAACUACCCCUGCAAAGACCUAGAUAACAACCAUUGCCGUAACCCAGACAAUGAGAAGAUGCCGUGGUGUUACACAACUGACCCUGACACACGUUGGGAGUACUGCGAGGUGCCAAGCUGUGGGGAUUCACCCAGACCAGAUGAGCCAGUUAUCCCCACUGAGGAGGAAGACUGUUAUGAGGGGAAUGGAUCAAGCUAUCGUGGCGUGACCUCAGAGACCAUCAGUGGGAAGAAAUGCCAAUCCUGGAGCUCCACGACACCUCACAAACACAUAAAGACCCCACAGAACUACCCAUCUUCUGACCUGAGGAGGAACCUGUGUAGGAACCCAGACGGGGACAGAGCUCCCUGGUGUUACACCACCGAUCCCAGUGUCCGCUGGGAGUUUUGCAAUGUGGAGAAGUGUGCCACCAAACCCAGCGUACCUCCCAAUCCACAGGGCACCCAAGCCCCAUCAGGGAAAGACUGUAAGAUGGGUAGUGGAUCUCUGUACCGUGGUCCUACCUCCAUCACCUCGCGGGGGGUCACCUGCCAGGCCUGGAGUGCUCAGAGUCCCCACGAACACCCAAGCUUCACCCCUGAGACCCACCCGAACAGUGGCUUAGAAGGCAAUAGCUGCAGAAACCCCGACGGUGACGUGAACGGACCUUGGUGUUACACCACGGACCGGGACAAGAAAUGGGACUACUGUCAGAUCCCAGACUGCGUGGGACUGAAAUGUGGCGUACCAGCCCACAAACCAAGACGCUGUUUCGGCCGUAUUGUAGGAGGCUGUGUGUCAAAACCCUUCUCCUGGCCGUGGCAAAUCAGCCUCAGGACCAACUCCGGAAUCCAUUUCUGCGGGGGAACCCUGAUUGCGCCACAGUGGGUCCUCACGGCUAAACACUGCCUGGAGAGGUCAAGGAGGCCGGCAGCCUACAAGGUGUUGCUGGGGAUCUACACAGAGAACGCCAAUGAGGCAUCCAAACAGGAGAGGGCGCUGGCCAGUCUGAUUCUGGAGCCAAAUGGAGCCGACAUGGCACUCCUCAAGCUGGAGACCCCUGCACUGAUUAAUGACAAGGUUCUGCCAGUAUGUCUGCCAGAGGAGAACUAUGUGGUUCCCAGUGGAACAGAGUGCCAUGUUACCGGCUGGGGAGACACUCAAGGCACGGGCGGAGACGGCGUGCUGAAGGAAACCGGCUUCCCCGUGAUCGAGAACAAGAUCUGUAACCGUCCUUCCUACCUGAAUGGGCGAGUUAAAGACCACGAGAUGUGCGCAGGGAACAUCGAAGGAGGAACGGACAGCUGCCAGGGGGACAGCGGCGGCCCCCUGGUUUGCAAAACCCAGAACAGGUUCGCCCUGCAGGGGGUGACGUCCUGGGGUCUGGGCUGCGCCAACGCCAUGAAGCCCGGCGUCUACACUCGCGUCUCCCAAUUCGUCAGAUGGAUUGAAACGACCAUGAAAACCCAAUGAGGACGCGGCGCCGGCAGUUCCCCGUGUUACCGUGGAAACGCCCGACAGGUGUUGCGACAGGCGGUGAUUUGUAAUGACUUUUAAAUGUGUCAUAAAACCCACGUGUACAGUUA
This is a messenger RNA of Lampris incognitus (smalleye Pacific opah), 2567 nucleotides long. It is a transcript of the gene plg, whose product is annotated as plasminogen. The record is from RefSeq and is a predicted model, not a curated record. Bases 67 to 2454 code for a protein of 795 amino acids. The transcript is spliced from 19 exons. Gene Ontology annotation, cellular component: extrinsic component of plasma membrane. NCBI's taxonomy places the organism in Eukaryota, Metazoa, Chordata, Actinopteri, Lampriformes, Lampridae. Gene Ontology annotation, biological process: proteolysis. Gene Ontology annotation, molecular function: signaling receptor binding; serine-type endopeptidase activity.